CGUCGCUCCUGCCAUCGCCACAGUGGUGGAGGAUUAUUAUUCGGCAAACUUGUUGUCACACUUGCCCACUUCCUCAGUCUGGAACCUUUUGGUUCGCACGAGAGUCCGUACCGUCGUUUCGCUGCCUUCCCACUCUUGAGUUGGUUGUUUCACGCGUUUCUGCCGCGUGAUAGGUGUCGACUAAAGCGGUGUGGGGUUCGUCAUAUCUUUCCCCCGCUCGGACCUACGCAAUAUUUUGACAGUCACCCAUUCAUAGACGAAGAAUGAAGAGAAAGGCUGCCCCCGUAGCUGUGGCUCGUCCUGCCAGCGACAGCGACGACUCCGAUUCCAGUGAAGAAGAACAACAGAUGAAGGUUCAGAAAGGAAAGAAGGGUGCCGCUGGCGCGCCUGCCAGUGCAAAGGGUGCCCCAAAGAAGCCUGUACCAUCCAAGGCUGAUUCGUCAUCCAGCAGCGAGGACGACAGCAGCGAUGAAGAGGUCGCGAAACGAGUGGCAAAGAAGGGAGGCGUCAUAACCAGUGCAUCCGCAGUUCAAAGUGCGAAGCAAGCGGUCGCAGCUUCGAAGAAGGGGGCAAAGGCGAAGCCGGCAGCAGAUUCCUCCGAUUCCUCGGGCGACUCUACGGAAGACGAAACUCCUCAGUCGAAGCCGGUGGCGAAGGGGAAGGCGCAGACUGCCAACGCGGCAACUCGCAAGCAGGAGUCUUCGAGCGAUGACAGCAGCGACGAGGAAGCGCCGAACGGAGUGCGCCAAGCGGCGCCGAAGGCCGCGGCAAAGGCCGCAGUGAGGAAGGCCGCUUCCUCCAGCGACGAGUCCAGCGACGAAGACGAGGCUCCCCAGCCUCCCCAGCCGAAGGGUAAGAAGGCUGCGCAGCCGAGCAAGGCCGCGGCUCCGAAGGCAGCGAGCAAGAAAGCUGCCGAAACGAGCAGCGAAGAGGACUCGAGCGACGACGAACCAGCCAAGAAAGUGACUCCACCUGCCUCCAAAAAGCCAGCUGCGAAGGCGGCUUCGAGCGACGACGACUCUUCCAGCGAUGAGGAGAUGCCGGCGCCUCAAGCCCGACCUCAGAAGCCCGCUGCCGGAAAGGCCGCAGCGCAGAAGAAGGCAGACUCAUCCGAGUCGGAGGAAGACAGCGACAGCGACGACGAACCUUCCGCGAAGAGCAAAGUCUCUGCGGCAGCGAGGCUUCCUGCAAAGAAACCCGUCGCAAAGAAAGAAGAGUCCGACUCGAGUGACGAGGACGACUCCAGCGAUGACGAAAAGCCGGCUCCUGCUGCCCAGAAGAAGGCCGUAGCUGCUGCGCAGCCCAAGAAGAAGGCCGCCAAGGCCCCUGCGGCGAGCAGCGAUGAGUCUGAUGAAGACGACUCCGAUGAGGAGGAAGAGGCGCCAAAGAAAUCCAAGAACGAAAAGGACGUCAUGAUGGAGGAGGAAAGUGACGAAGACAGCGACGAUGAAGAAAAAAGCGAGCGCCCGGUGAAGAAGAGAAAAGAAGCACCCGCAGAUGAAGAUUUGCAGCACACCUCCAAGAAACGUAAGGAGGAGCACCCGAAGGCACGCCUGCAAACCAAGGGCGGCGGCGUCGUUGAUAAACUACGAACAGAAAUUUUCUGCGGAGGUCUGCCGUACUCUACUACUGAGAGUGAGUUGAAAGAGCUGUUCGAGUCCGACUGUGGUCCGACAACUCGCAUCAAGAUGCUUGAAGGAAAGGGCAUUGCGUUCAUUACCUUCGAAACCGAGGAGGCUGCCCAGAAGGCCGUCGAAUACAACAACACUCAGUACAACGGUCGCACCCUUCGCAUCAACCUCACCGCCGACAAGCAAAACCACCAGCCGGGCGGCGGUGACCGCGGAGGUCGUGGAGGCCGCGGCGGCCGCGACCAAGGCAACGGCCGAGGCGGCGGCGCUGCAGGUGGAGACCGGCCAAAGGCUUCUCCUAACAAGCAGAUUGUCGUGAGAAACUUGAGCUUCAACGCAACAGAGGAGUCCAUCCGGAGCCUCUUCGAGGAAUGCGGUGAAAUCCAGGAAGUGAGAAUGCCUGUGUUUGAGGACACUGGGAAAUUCAAGGGCCAGGCAUUCAUUGAGUUCGACAGCAUCGAAUCGGCCACCAAGGCGGUUGAGUACAACAAUACCGAUGUCGACGGCAGAACCGUCUGGAUCGAUUUCGCGCUUCCGCGCGGCUCCGGUGGUGGCGGCCGAGGCGGCUUUGGUGGCCGUGGUGGCGGCAGAGGCGGCUUCGGUGGUGGCCGAGGUGGCGGCCGAGGUGGCGGCCGAGGAGGCCGCGGAGGCGGUCGCGGAGGCGCUUCCAGCGCUGUGAAGGCUGCGAAGGACGGCACUGUCCAGGAGUUCCAAGGAACAUCUAAGACAUUCGACAGUGACAGUGACUAGAGAAAGGACUUUCUUCUGGUGUUCCGCUUGGCCAUCAGGUCCAGUGGUGUCACUUGAGAAAAACUGUAAAGACUUAUAUCCUUUGGGGCUAUAUGAGGUUUGUGGGUUUCGACCUGUCGGAACAGAGUGAUUGGAAUUUCGCUACGUCGCAGUGGCAGCUGGGGGCAGUGUAACGCAGACGACAGACGGACGACGAGAGAGUGAUUGUCGUGCGUUUUUCCCCGUUCAGGCAAUAUUUCAUGCGAAUCGUGGAGUGGUUUAGUUGCGUCAGAGGAUCUUGUGGCUGUGGUCGAGGCGGAUAGGCAUUGCUACCAUGUUUCUGUGAAGAGAAUUAUUGUUAAUUUUCCGCGUCAGUUGGGCUCACGUGCGUGCAUGUGUGUGCUUUGGCGCGAAAGCUUCUUUCCGAGGCCGGUACGAGCAACUGGGUUUUACGUGGUACACUCUAUUCCCGCUUAUUCAUAAACCCUGGUUCUUUAUUAGGUUAUUGUCGAAGGCUUGUUGGCCAAGUGCUGAGGUCAGCACUGAAUUCUCCUUAAAACGCUGUUUGUGAAACAAUGGACAGUUGAACUGCCGUUAGUGCCGGAUCUUGCUGUAGAUUCAUUUUAAAGCCAAACUUUCACG
This is a messenger RNA of Toxoplasma gondii ME49, 3002 nucleotides long. Its product is annotated as RNA recognition motif-containing protein. The record is from RefSeq and is a predicted model, not a curated record. The transcript has 8 exons. Gene Ontology annotation, cellular component: ribonucleoprotein complex; cytoplasm; nucleus. Gene Ontology annotation, molecular function: mRNA binding. The coding region runs from base 264 to 2381 and encodes 705 amino acids. Lineage: Eukaryota; Apicomplexa; Conoidasida; Eucoccidiorida; Sarcocystidae.